Molecule: messenger RNA, 711 nt
Organism: Diorhabda sublineata
Lineage: Eukaryota; Metazoa; Arthropoda; Insecta; Coleoptera; Chrysomelidae
Exons: 4
Source: RefSeq, a predicted model, not a curated record
ACGGCCACGGAGAUGUGAUCGAAGGUUGCCUAUUUUCCCGCGAAUUGCGAACAUUUUCAAACACGAUCUUCCUCAACUGCCGAUUUUCGUACGGCAUGGUCUAAAGGUUGGAGAAAUUAGAUCCAGAUCAGCAUCAUGAGUUUUCUGAAUACUCUACAAGAAUACGUCAGUAACAGUGUAGCCGGAUUAACAUUAAAAAGUCCUAAACGGUUUUCGUUGACACGUACCGAUACUUCCGAACCGUCGAUAUCGUCGAGUUCCCGGAGUAACUCGGGGGACAGUAACACUCCGGGGUUUCCGAAAGUAAUACCGACUCCGGGCGCGGUUGCACCCAUCCAACGUCGUAGAAGUACCUUGGAGUGCCCGAUACCGAAUCCGCCGCGUCGACCCGGGUCUUUUCGACAAAAAUCUCCGCGGGCUACUCCAGAAAGGCAAUUCAACUUUUGUUGCAGAAGACAGAGCUGGCCGGAGAUUGAUCAUCAAGUUUCUUCUGGUGUACAAGAAAUCGACGGAUCGUAUUUCGAAAGUUUCACCGCGUUAGCGUGGAAACAGGAAAAUCAGAGACAGAGCAUUUUGAAAUUAACCGAAACGUCUUCAUCGGAUCCCCCGCCGCCGGAAUCGGAGCUUGGGAUCACGCCAAUCGACUAUAAUUCUUCUCAACAUGAAAAGGAUAAACUUUACGUCGAAAUGCUCUACACAAUUGCCAAUACA